AUGGGCAGACUGAGGGCCACGGCUAGGCCCCAGGCCAGAGCCACACGCAGAAGUCCUGAAGAGUUUGUGGAGGAAGUGUGCAAGGGGUGGGCCACAGCGCGGUACCGGUCCAGACUCAUGGCUGUGAGGGUGAAGAUGGAGGCAUGCAUGGUGAGCAGAUCCAAACUCAGUAGCAGACGGCAGCCCAGCUCCCCGAAAGCCCAGCCGGACGCCAGGCUGUCGUACACAAUAAAGGGGGCGGUGAAGAGGUAUAACAGGUCUGCACAGGCCAGACUCAGCACCUGCAGGUACAGCGACGACGUAGACGAGGACGACACAGGGGAGGAGGUCGGGGACGUGGAGCUGGACAGGCACCAUGGUAACGGAGCUCUGAUGAAGCAGCAAUUGGCCCCUCCGUGUCUCCUCCUGAUCCUCCUGCGCCUCAGCAGCAGCCCUAGAGUGUACAGGUUUCCCAAGAUUCCCAGGAGAGAUAGAAGGGACAGGAGCGAGCAGAACAGAGCAGUGGAUGCCAGGCUGGGAGGCAGGGACUCAGACGGAGAGGUGGAGGGUACGGACAAAUUUGAAGACAUGGAAAUGGUGAAUGGGGAUGGUGGUAUGGAGCUGGGGAAAUCCAUUGUGAAGGAGGCGUCACAGUUGAGGGAAAUGCAGAAUGCUCUGUGUAGAAGUGGAUAG
Messenger RNA from Knipowitschia caucasica, 672 nucleotides. Lineage: Eukaryota; Metazoa; Chordata; Actinopteri; Gobiiformes; Gobiidae. The record is from the annotation of a GenBank genome assembly.